AUGCUUCUCCUAAUGUUGCUGUCAAAUGCCAAGACGGUCGUGGGUCGGUCCACUUUUGUGUCCGAGUAUAUCGAGAAUCGGGGUAAAGAGGGCCUGAAAGAGCGGCUUAGCCUGGGGCCUGCGGGGCACGAGUUGCAACAGCCGGGGACUCGUCCAACCGAGUUGAAAUCUAACAAUGAGAUGGCCGAGGAGUUCCGCGACUUUGCAACACUGUAUUUUGUGCAGCGCCAAGUAGUAUAUAUUAUCUCCGUGCUAUAG
This is a messenger RNA of Lindgomyces ingoldianus, 258 nucleotides long. RefSeq lists its product as uncharacterized. The transcript is spliced from 3 exons. Bases 1 to 258 code for a protein of 85 amino acids. NCBI's taxonomy places the organism in Eukaryota, Fungi, Ascomycota, Dothideomycetes, Pleosporales, Lindgomycetaceae. The record is from RefSeq and is a predicted model, not a curated record.